Messenger RNA from Zingiber officinale, 1845 nucleotides. Its product is annotated as cytochrome P450 709B1-like. The record is from RefSeq and is a predicted model, not a curated record. Bases 190 to 1725 code for a protein of 511 amino acids. NCBI's taxonomy places the organism in Eukaryota, Viridiplantae, Streptophyta, Magnoliopsida, Zingiberales, Zingiberaceae. The transcript is spliced from 5 exons. Gene Ontology annotation, molecular function: monooxygenase activity; oxidoreductase activity, acting on paired donors, with incorporation or reduction of molecular oxygen; heme binding.
UGAAAUUUACCGCCACGGACAGCAACAAGAUUUCCCGUCAUGAUGUGAUCCAAUCUCCGUCUUCCGCGUGUCGAAUUGGAAUCUUUCAGUUUUCACGCCGGCAAAGUCUCCACCUCCAAAACGGCUCUGAAUUGACUAUAAAUCAAUACAACAACAACAAGUGGAAGACUGAAUCGUCCCGUGAAGCGGAUGGGAUUGGUUUUGGGAGCUCUGUCGUUGGUGCUCAUCUCGAUCCUAGGGAGGAUCCUUUUCCGGCAGAUUUGGCGACCCUACGCGAUCACAAAUGACUUCAGGAAGCAAGGUGUGACCGGCCCGAGUUACAGAUUUUGGUCGGGAUCCAUCGAGGAGAUCAAAAGCUUGAAGAAAGCCGGAAGCGACUUGAUUCUCGAAAACGACUGUCAUGAUAUCACCAAAAGAGUUAUCGUGCACUACCGCGAGUGGAUCCCUAGAUAUGGGGAAACAUUUUUGUUCUGGGUUAGAUCGGAACCCAGGAUUUGUGUGAGUGAUGUGCAGAUGGUCAAGCAGAUUUUGUCAAACAAGUCUGGCUUCUUCCACAAGAUGGAAGUGCCUCCCAGCGUUUUGUCCCUCUUCGGUAAGGGCUUGGUGUUGGUGGAAGGAGAAGAGUGGGAGAGACAUCGCAGGGUUGUCAACCCCGCUUUCGCCAUUGACAAACUCAAGCUCCUAACGAAAACAAUGGCGGAAUGCACUAAAACAAUGAUUGAUGCAUGGCUAUACGAAACAAAUACAGAACAAGAUCGAAGAAAGGAAAUCGAUGUCGCAGAACGCUUCCAAGAAUUGACAGCAGAUGUGAUCUCUCACACAGCAUUUGGAAGCAGUUACAAAGAGGGAAAGGAAGUGUUCUUAGCCCAAAGAAAACUUCAAUUUCUGGUCGCAGCUUCAUUUCUGAAACUGACCUUCCCUGGAUCGAAGUACUACCCUACAAAGAACAAUUUGCAGAAGUGGAAGUUAGAACGAAUAAUCAGAAACACACUGAUAAGCAUCAUAGAGAGUAGAUUGGACUCCAAGGAUGGUUCUGGAUUUGGAAAUGAUCUACUUGGAUUGAUGUUAGAAGCGAGUCGAGUGCAAGAUAACAAACUACUGAGCAUGGAUGAGAUUAUAGAUGAGUGCAAGACCUUCUUUUUUGCGGGGCAAGAGACAACUUCACAUUUGCUAGCUUGGGCUAUGUUCUUGUUGAGCUCAAACCAAGAUUGGCAAGAGAGGGUCAGGGAUGAGGUGAUCGAAUAUUGUGGAAAUGAGAUUCCGAAUCCUGAAAUGCUCAGCAAGUUGAAGUUGGUCACCAUGGUGCUCCUUGAAACAUUGAGGCUCUAUGGCCCGAUUGUAUUGUUAGGACGAAAGACUGCUAAAGACAUUAGUUUCGGAAACAUAAACAUACCAAAGGACACUAAUUUGAUGAUCCCGAUAGCGAUGAUUCACAGGAAUAUGAAGCUUUGGGGAGCUGAUGCUAAUGAAUUCAAUCCUCUUAGGUUCGAGAAUGGGGUUUCAAAGGCUGCUACACAUCCAAAUGCAUUGCUUUCAUUCUCAAUCGGACCGCGUGCUUGCAUUGGACAAAAUUUCGCCAUGUUGGAAGCUAAGAUGGUGCUCGCGAUGAUCCUGCAACAGUUCCAAUUUACCUUGUCGCCUAAGUACAAGCAUGCUCCUGUCGAUGUGAUCACAUUGCAACCUAAAUUUGGGCUCCCUAUUAUCUUAAAGCCCUUGCUUGCCUGAAUCAUGAUGUUGCUAAAUUAUGUAUCUAUACGCAAACAUAUACGGAAUGUUUGACCCAUUGUCUCGAUACACCGCUGACAUGGCUGUUCAAAAUAAGCUUAUAGAUUUUGCCCUACGAUA